Priapulus caudatus is the source of this 5155-nucleotide messenger RNA. Its product is annotated as E3 ubiquitin-protein ligase SMURF2-like. The transcript is spliced from 18 exons. Lineage: Eukaryota; Metazoa; Priapulida; Priapulimorpha; Priapulimorphida; Priapulidae. The record is from RefSeq and is a predicted model, not a curated record. Gene Ontology annotation, biological process: ubiquitin-dependent protein catabolic process; negative regulation of BMP signaling pathway. The coding region runs from base 99 to 3131 and encodes 1010 amino acids. Gene Ontology annotation, molecular function: protein binding; ubiquitin protein ligase activity.
CUACACUCAGACGGCGGACACACAAUGGUAUAGGUGUGGUUUGGUUUUCUCGUCUUAUGUUAUGUUGUCGUUCGCACAUGGAUACUUGUUAAAUUACCAUGUCUAGCUCAAGCUACAGACAACAAGGCAAGGUUAAGUUAAGAAUAACGAUACUAUGUGCCAAGAACUUGACCAAAAAGGAUUUCUUCCGUCUGCCGGACCCGUUUGUGCGGAUCUCCGUGGAUGGAACUGGUCAGGUGCACAACACAGAAACAUGCAAAAACAGUAUGGACCCCAAGUGGAACCAGCAUUACGACCUGUACGUGGGCCGGAGCGACUCGAUCACGAUCAGCGUGUGGAACCACAAGAAGAUCCACAAGCGGGCCGGCGCGGGUUUCCUCGGCUGCGUUCGCAUCACGUCCAACGCGCUGCAGCGACUCAAGGACACCGGAUACCAACGACUAGACUUAUGUAAGAAGCAACUGAAUGACCCUGACCCGGUUAGAGGUCAGGUUGUCGUCAGCAUCAUGUCGCGGGAUCGUGGCUCCUCUGAUAGAAACGCGGUGACGGAUUCUAUGGGCAACCUUGCAUACUCGAUGGAUCCGAACGAGUUGCCAGAAGGGUGGGAAGAGAGAAGGACGCUAAACGGAAGGGUGCAGUACUUAAACCAUGUAACACGCAGUGUGCAGUGGGAGCGGCCGACCAGGCCGGCAGCAGAAUCGGUAGCUGUUCAGCCACAGGCGGUGCUGCCGAACAAUAAUUCGGUCAGCAACCUCUCUGGCGGCCAGCAGGAGGCGCCUCCGUCGCGGCCGCUCAGUACGAUCAGCAGCAGCAAUCAGGUCGCGUUGAGCGCCACCACCGUCGCUGAGGUUCACGUCACCGUGGCGCCCCCUGCGACGUCAAACAGCUCGAGCGGUGUGCAUCUGUCGCGCCGCGCUGCGACGCCGGCGGCGGCCGCUACCACGGCGAGCGAACCCGCCACGAGGACUCCCAGCUGUACCGCAGCGCCACCUAGCAGCGUUCAGAGACCUUCCUACAUGUCGCCCAAUAACGCUUCGACGAGUGCAAUCUCCGGCGGCAGCAGCAGUGCAGUGGUGGUGCGUGGCGGUAGCAGCGGCACGGCCGUUACCACGACGAUGGUAACCGUGGCGCCCGUCAACAGUGGUGCGGUUUCGGUGAGCUCGAACAAUGCGACUGUGCCCGGCAGUGCGACUGUGCCCAGUAGUGCGAGUGUGCCCAUUAGUGCGACGGUGCCCAAUAGGACGAGUGUGCCAGUAAGUGCGACGGUGCCCAAUAGGACGAGUGUGCCAGUUAGUGCGACGGUGCCCAAUAGGACGAGUGUGCCAGUAAGUGCGACGGUGUCCAAUAGGACGAGUGUGCCAGUUAGUGCGACGGUGCCCAAUAGGCCGACUGUGCCCAGUAGUGUGCCGGUGCCCAAUAGGACGAGUGUGCCAGUUAGUGCGACGGUGUCCAAUAGGCCGAGUGUGCCAGUUAGUGCGACGGUGCCCAAUAGGACGAGUGUGCCAGUUAGUGCGACGGUGUCCAAUAGGCCGAGUGUGCCAGUUAGUGCGACGGUGCCCAAUAGGACGAGUGUGCCAGUUAGUGCGACGGUGUCCAAUAGGCCGAGUGUGCCAGUUAGUGCGACGGUGCCCAAUAGGACGAGUGUGCCAGUUAGUGCGACGUUUGGAUUACUUGGCUUGGAUUUUCUAGAACAAAGAACUACGAAUCAAGGACAGGUUUAUUUCCUACACGUUGCAACGGGUGUCAGUACCUGGCAUGAUCCUAGAGUACCACGGGACGUUGGUUCUAUCAGUGAGAAUGACCUUGGCCCGAUGCCACCGGGAUGGGAAGUCAGAUACACAGCAAACGGUCGCAAGUAUUACGUCGACCACAACAACCGAACAACGCAGUUCACCGACCCUCGACUGAGUUCAAAUAUUCACAUCAUACGCAACAGCAAGGAUAAGGACAAGGAGAAUGACUCGCCUGUUCCCAAGUACAAGCGAGACUUGGUACAGAAGCUGAAGAAUCUAAGGGCAGAAUUGCAGAGUUUGCAGCCACAAACCGGCCACUGCAGGAUAGAGGUCUCGCGCGAGGAAAUCUUUGAGGAAUCGUACAGGCAGAUCAUGAAGAUGCGUCCGAAGGACCUGCGCAAGCGACUCAUGAUCAAGUUCAAAUCGGAAGAAGGGCUAGACUAUGGCGGAAUCGCCAGGGAGUGGCUGUAUCUGCUGUCGCAUGAGAUGCUCAACCCAUACUACGGGCUGUUCCAGUACUCACGCGACGACAUCUACACCCUGCAGAUUAAUACGGACUCCGCCAUUAACCCAGAGCAUCUCUCCUACUUCCACUUUGUGGGCCGCGUGAUUGGCAUGGCCGUGUUCCACGCGCACUACAUCGACGGCGGCUUCACGCUGCCCUUCUACAAGCAGCUACUCAACAAACCCAUCACGCUAGACGACAUCGAGGAGGUGGAUCCGGAUCUGUACAGGAGCAUGAUCUGGAUUCUCGAGAACGACAUAUCAGAUGUGAUGGACCACACUUUCACUGUGAUGCAGGACUCGUUCGGCGAGCUGCAAGUCUACGAGCUGAAACCAGAGGGCAGCAGCGUUGCCGUCACCGAAGAAAACAAGAAGGAAUAUGUCAGACUGUACGUGAACUGGAGAUACAUGCGAGGAAUUGAGGCGCAGUUCCUGGCCUUGCAGAAAGGUUACAACGAGCUUAUACCACAGCACUUCCUAAAGUCCUUUGAUGAGAAAGAACUGGAGCUCGUGAUCAGUGGGCUGGGAAAGAUCGACCUUGACGACUGGAAGGUCAACACGCGUCUAAAGCACUGCACGCCGGACUCUGGCAUCGUACAGUGGUUUUGGAAGAUGGUGGAGUCAUACAGCGAUGAGCAGAAAGCCAGGCUACUGCAAUUUGUCACGGGCAGCUCCCGGGUUCCCAUUCAGGGAUUCAAGGCUCUGCAAGGUUCAACAGGAGCGGCAGGUCCUCGACUGUUCACCAUUCACCAGAUUGACGCGAGCAGCAACAACUUGCCGAAGGCUCACACAUGCUUCAACAGAAUCGACAUACCUCCAUAUGAGACAUACGACAAACUGUACGAGAAGAUCACCUGCGCUGUCGAAGAGACGUGCGGGUUCACUGUUGAGUAGUGGCGACACCUGGCGAUGACACUGCAAAAACACGAAGACGGUAUAACGAAAUGGCUUUUGGAGGCAUAGCGGCUCCCAAGUUGUUGACCAUGACAAUUCGUGUUCGUCUCACGAGUUUAGCAAGCUAAGGGAAUUGCUACACCAAUCUAAAGAGGCAAUGCCUUGGUGUGGACGGCCUGUUACGUCUACCAGCACACUUACUGUACCAUUUGUAAAUAUAAGUUUGCAGAUAUAGUAAGCUGUGAUAUCGGCAAUGGCAGUCACAGGCGUGUAUGUAGCCAGUGGUUGUGGGUACACAAUAAAUAUGAAGUUUGGUGGCAGCACUAUGUAGUUGUGAAUAAAAUAGUUCGUGGGAACCGUAAAAACGUCAACCGAUAUGAUGUGAGCUUAUAGGGUGAGCAACGUGACCGUUGUAAAGUCGUUAACUGUGCAUGCUAGUAGGGCGUUUUGACAGCUCUAACGUUGUUAGCUGGCAGAAAUACUGUGUCAUGUAAUGUGUAUGUGUUUGUAAAUGCAUACAUUGUUUGAUGAAUUGUUUUCUAUUGUCAUGGCUAUUAUGUUUAUUAUGGCCUCACUUACAGCAUUUCUGCAAUAUUUGUAAAUACUAUAACGGUCUUUGAUCGUGGCUGUUUCAGCAUUGUAAAUAACUCAUAACUUUAUGUGCUAAGUGAGAUUUGGCAUACAUACAUAUAUGUGUGCGUUUGCGUGGGCGUGUGCGUGUGUGUGUUACAUUUCAACGUCUCUAGCUUAGACUGGGCAUGUACCAUUCACUGAAUGCUAUUCGGUGUUAGUUUGCAGGGUCAGUGUUCAUUUUUAAAAACUGAUAUUCAAUUUGAUUUGGCUACAGAUUGUUGUUGCAGUGGACUGUUACAGCUGUAUGAUCUGAUUUGCCAGGUUAACUAGCAUUAGGUGCUACUUAUAUAGUGUAGAUACAUAAUGAACAAGUGCAUAAUAUAAUCAUUCAUUAUUUAUAUUCAUUCACGAUGCGAAUUAAUUCUUGCAAUUAGAAUUAAAAUGCUUUUGAUGAUUUUCAAUUGACAUUUGUAAUAUAUAGUUAAUGUAAGAGCACUGUCCAGUAUCUUUCGAUUUGAAUGUAAUGCGAGAAUUACACAUUAAUAUUCCGUUGUUCAUCUAUUGAUUGAGCAAGCUUUCAGUCUUGGCUAGAAAUUAGAUUAGCAAAUACUUGCAGAUAUGUAAAAUUACAGUUUGUUAGUUAAAACAGCAUGAUGAUAGAGAUAAAACUGUGAGCAAGUUAAAUAACAUUUGAGCUAUUUCUAUAGUAAAUCUCGCGUUGCUCUGCCAAUAUAACUAUAACGAUUGCAAUGGACGAUCUGGUGCAUGAAUACUUGGAUCUGUUGGUCGGAUUUUGUGCGGCAUUAAAGAGGAAUGAAGUAACCUGCUAACUGUUGUCAUAGGUCAUCAUCAUCAUAUCACAGCUAUUAACACGUAUACGCUGUAUUUCACUGCUCAUGCGCAUGCUUACUAGAACAAGCAAACAAACUGGGGAAAGGAAUGAAGAGAGAUAGGGAAAAACAAUCUGUGAGGGUCUAGCUACAAUGCUCAGAUCAGGGGUGGGUCAGCUCGUUCAGCGGUGGUAUGAAUAUGUGCAUAUAAUUGUGCUGAGCUGAGUUGUCGUGAACAGUGAAAUCUAUCUCUUAUACGUCAUAAUUUUAUAGUAAAUAGGAAGUGGUCUGUAGAUAUGGAAUUUGAAAUGAAUACAGCCUUGCGACGUCAUAAAUAACUUCAGUAAUAUAAGGUUUGUGUAUGUGCUUAUACGCAUGUCAACGAGCAGAUUUGAAUCAGAGUGAGUACGAUGUUGCUGUUAUCUUGUUCUCUGAUGCAUAUCAUUUUGGUCAAUUAAAUUAUUGUUUCAAUUUAAUUAUGAUAAGUAUAAGCAUUUAGUUCUCAUGGUUGUCAGAGACUGAUCCUUGAACUGAUAGUCUGUUCCCACCCUUGGCGUUUGUAUGUUGUAUUUUGUACAUAGAACGUUAGCAUUUGUUAUUAAAUAAAUGUCACAGAAUGAA